This is a messenger RNA of Dermacentor andersoni, 807 nucleotides long. RefSeq lists its product as uncharacterized. Lineage: Eukaryota; Metazoa; Arthropoda; Arachnida; Ixodida; Ixodidae. The record is from RefSeq and is a predicted model, not a curated record.
UGGUAAGUGUGGCGUCGCGUGUAGCAGUGUGUACGUUGAGUGAGCUUUCGGCUUCUCAAGUCAGUGUGUGAUCUUUUACUGCCAUAAGCCGUGUCGGAGAUAGUAUUUAAGCCAUUUAUAACGUGUCGUGGUUAAAAUAUUCCUGGACAGUAGUUGUCAGGCUUGCGGAACGGUUACGACAGUGACCUUCCUGCUACCAUGUGUGACGUUCCGGAUUGCGACGUCGAGAAGGAGCUGCAGCCGAGUGGCGGCGUGGCGGAAGGCGUCAGCAUCAGCAGCGCUGCCUCGCCGCACGACGAUCGCGAGGGGCAGCAUAUGGAGCUGGUUGGCGGGCGCGUGACCCCGCUGGACGCGAGGAAGCACUGGAACUCGUCGAAGAGUCAAAGGCACGAAGCCGUACCCAACCGCGUUAUCUAUGCGACUCGCUUCAAGGUGCAUCGGCCGCAGUGGCAUUGGCACGGUCGCUGCUCGCGAUGCCGGCCAGCGACCGAGACCUCCGCUGCUCGUGCUGUGGAGGCUGUCGUGCGGCCGUCGUCGUGCAGCGACGAGUGUGAGCUCCUGUUCUGCUGCUGCUGCUGCUGCUGCUGCUGCUCUCACCUCGAGAAACUCGAAGAAGAGAGGAGCAACCCAGAGACGCACGAGACUACGCACGUCUGGCACUUGUCGGGAAUGUGCAGCCUCUGCUACCGGUUGUUCGCCUCUGCGGAAUCGCUGGCCAAGCACAUGGCCCUAGUGCACUGCCGGACUGCCACUGAGGGGCGGCGCAGCGCGAAGUCACUGAUGGCGGCCUCCAGGAUGAGGAUUUAG